This is a messenger RNA of Striga asiatica, 318 nucleotides long. The record is from the annotation of a GenBank genome assembly. Lineage: Eukaryota; Viridiplantae; Streptophyta; Magnoliopsida; Lamiales; Orobanchaceae.
AUGGAGGAGGAGAUAAUUACAAUCAGAGAUUGGCUACUGCAAGGUAUAACCCAAGGCUGGCAGCAGGUGAUUGUCAACACUCAAAAUGGUGAUUUAGGCAAAGCUCUUAAAACUGACAACAUAGUGCCUGUAGAGAUCUCUGUUGUAGCUGAGGAUAUCAAUUCAUAUACAACAAAACUCCAAUUUCUCCCCUAUUUUUUCUUAUCUAAUUUUUUUUCCAAAAUGUUCGAGAAUCCAGCAAAGCCCCCUCCCUCCAUAGCCCCACCACCAUCCUCAACUUCGAUUCGCGUCCUCGCUGCUGAGGACGAAGUCAAUUGA